Molecule: messenger RNA, 8213 nt
Organism: Sycon ciliatum
Lineage: Eukaryota; Metazoa; Porifera; Calcarea; Leucosolenida; Sycettidae
Product: sushi, von Willebrand factor type A, EGF and pentraxin domain-containing protein 1-like
Exons: 39
Coding region: 525-8213 (2562 amino acids)
Biological process (GO): cell-matrix adhesion
Molecular function (GO): calcium ion binding
Source: RefSeq, a predicted model, not a curated record
UUAUAUUCUUUGUUUUGUGCUCCUCUCUAGAUUCUUCUCUGAUUGGGUACAGCUACUGUCCUGAAGUGGGUGCAGUCCUACAACGGACACACGACAACAAGCUUUUCAACUUUACAGAUGGCGAUUAUAUAUGCAAGUUGUAUAAUGGUAGAUUACUAAGUGCAAAAGCUUACCUGAGCAAUUGCGCGUUAACAUUGCUCGGUGCCAACCGUGUAGCCUGGAUCGACCAGUUUCGUGUUGGAUCAAAGAAUUCUGAAGCAUACGUCACGCAAAAACCAGGCGCACACUCUUCCACUCGUUACUUGUACAAAUCAGUAUACGUAACAUGCGAAAUACCUUGUCAACGUACGACUGGAGACAGAAUAACUAGUAUUUCAGAGAACGGUACUGUCACGUGUGAACGUGGUUAUGAAUACCUUCAUGCACAACCAGUGUGCAGUAAUGCAACUACGCAAAUCCAUACCUGCACCGCUGUACAAUGUAUCAUACCUACUAUUGAUAACGGGACUAGUGACAAGACGAGCAUGAUCUCGUUGUGGGAAACUGUUACGUUUUCCUGCACUCAACAUAAUCAAGGGAUCGUUGGUAAUGCCGCGCCACAUUGCCAGGCUGACAGACAACUGUCUUCCAUACCUCACUGCGAUUACCUGAACUGCAGUGUUCCUGCGAUAGCGAACGCCACCUCGAAUGCAUCAGUAUUGCAAGCUGAAGAGUCUACUGAGUAUGCAUGCAACGUGGGAUAUUUCCUGAGGGGCAAUGCCACGGCUAUAUGCAAUGGUAACAACGGCAGUUUGAGUUUCAUGCAAGAGCCCACGUGUCAUUAUUUCAACUGCCUUGUUCCUGGGAUACCGAAUGGCAGGCCAAGUGCCUCAGAAUUGAACGCUAAUGAAUCUGCCGUGUAUUCAUGCAACACCGGGUACUUCCUGUUGGGCAAUCCUUCGAUUACUUGUCAUGGCUUUGGUCGCUUGAGUACCAGUGAAAUGCCGUCAUGCCAUCCUUCACCACCGACCGAAUACCGUUAUUGCAAGCCAACUAAUAGUAUAAUUGUGUCAUCAUACAACUGGCUGAACUACAGUUCUGCAAGCCAGCUCUGCAGACUGUAUGCGGGAAUGAUUAUUUCCACACAGUCGGUUCUUGAUGGGUGCGCCGAUCGCCACUUGAAGCUUCCCCUCUAUGCCUGGAUGGGCUUGCCGGCCAGCACUAAGGCCUCAGCCAUAAGUUUUCAUGAAUAUCCUUUAUCGACGACGAUGUACGCUACAUGCGAAAUACCUUGCUUACCAAAGCGAUACGAUCAAAUGCAAUCUACCGCGAUGCCUAGCAAUAUCAGUUGCCGAUAUGAUGAGCUGGGCAACAGCAAAGCUUGCGCGGCGGCCAAAGGAAGAACAAGCAUCAGCAUUCUAAGCCUCAUAACCAACUACUCAGUAAGCCUAGAGAUAUGCCGAUUCUAUAAUGGAUCCAUUCUCUCUGAGUCCUCGUUCCAAGCUGGAUGUGCUUGGGGCUUGACCAGUAGAGAUGUAAUUGCCUGGGUAGGCUCACCGGAUGCAACAGGCGAGUUGUCAGAUACUGCUGGUAAAAAGGUUGACCAAGCUGCUGGUCGCUAUGUCAUAUGCGAAAUACCUGUUAACUGCUCCAUCCCUACCAUUGUGAAUGGCUUUGCCAAUGGGUCUGAGAUUCAAUACACAGAUCGUGUUACAUAUUCCUGCCAGCGAGGUUAUGGUAUAGUGGGAGAUGCCACUCCAAUGUGCACAGAGCAUGGAAAUCUAUCCUCAGUCCCCUAUUGUAGUGUUGUUAACUGCUCCAUCCCUACCAUUGUGAAUGGCUCUGUCAGUGGGUCUGAGAUUCAAUACACAGAUCAUGUUACAUAUUCCUGCCGGCGAGGUUAUGGUAUAGUGGGAGAUGCCACUCCAAUGUGCACAGAGCAUGGAAAUCUAUCCUCAGUCCCCUAUUGUAGUGACACGAAAUGUCAGGUACCUGACAUUCUAAACGGCUCCAAUGACAAGGCAGUGAUAGUUGUUUCAUUCACUGUGACCUACUCAUGUAUUCCCGGUCUGAAGGUUAUCGGCGAUGCCACCCCACGCUGCAUCGGCAAUGGAACGCUUUCUUCGGUACCUCGCUGCGCACCCUUUAACUGCAGUUUACCAGAAAUUAUAAAUGGCACGGGUAAUGCUUCACUCUUGGAAUACGGCCAGGCUGCCCAGUAUUCUUGCAACAGCGGAUACUUUCUGCUUGGCUCUUCAAUAGUUACAUGCAAUGGCGAUGGCACCAAUAGCCCAAUUCCCUCGUGUCAUUCUUCAGCACUAACCGACUAUACUGUUUGCAAUUCCUCAGUAACGAUAAUAUCCUACAAUAAGCUCAGUUAUGGUUCAGCAAAAGCACUAUGCUUGAUGUAUAAUGGAACUAUUCUACCGGAUUCGUCGUUUGGCAAAGGAUGUGCCAGUCAGUACACAAAGCAACAACAGAUUGGAUGGAGAGGGCUGGCAACUGCAGAUAGCAAGGCAUUUGACACCGCCAAUGCAGCACAUGACCUGAACAGCAAGCUGUACGCUAUAUGCGAGAUACAUGUGAAAUGCAAUGUACCUGCUAUUGCCAAUGGGCAGGCUAACCUAAGUGUAGUGGCUGUCACACAGUCUGUGACCUACUCCUGCCCAAUCAGUCUGGUCCUCGAUGGUGAUAUGAACCCAACGUGCCAGGGCAAUGGAAACCUAACAUCAGUUCCUAGCUGUAUAAAGUUCGUCUGCACACCACCAGUAGUAUCAUUUGCUACUUCAAACGCUUCUUUCGUAGAAUACCUUGAAGCGGCGAAAUAUUCAUGUCAAAGUGGUUAUUUUUUGCUAGGCAACCCUAUCGUUACAUGCGAUGGCUACAAAAACAUGAGUCCGAAACUGUCAUGUCACCCUUUUACACCAACCAAUUACCGUUACUGUGGUUCAAUGACUAAGCAGUCUAUAGCAAUGUACGACCCCAUUCAAGUGGAUUACCAUUCAGCAGAUCAACUAUGCCGGCUGUACAACGGAUCAAUCAUUUCCAAUGAAUCCGUCAAUGCUGGAUGCACAAUGGGCCUGUCAAGUACGACUAUACAAGGGUGGUCAGGUACUCCCACAGAUACAGGCACAGCUAAGAUUGUCAACGGGGUUGAGGUUCCGCUGAACCAGACGUUCCCGGUUUUAUGCGAGAUACCCUGUGUCUCUUGGCGAGAAGCAUCGACAGCCGGUUCAGUACAGUGCCGAUAUCAUGAACUGACUGGAGCUAGACCAUGCACCGCAUCUAAAAGCAUUGCAAGAAUCAGCAUUGUUGGUCUCCAACUCGACUACAACACAUCGGUCGCCAUGUGCUCGUUCUAUAAAGGAAAAGUGCUCUCGCAGUCAUCGUUCCAAGCUGGAUGCGCCACUGGACUGGCAACUCAGGAGUAUGUAGCGUGGAGUGGACAGUACUUAAACGGGCAGGUUAUGACUACCGAAGGUGUGCUGCGGCUCUUCACUGACAAGUUUUACGUUAUUUGCGAAAUAGCUGGGGAUUGUAGUGUGCCAACCAUUGCUAACGGAGUUACUGACAGAACAGGGGUGGUCAGUGGAGCGGAACCUGUGGUCUUUUCAUGCGAUAGAGGUUUCAGGCUUGUGGGUGAUGCCAGACAGACUUGUUCACUUGGAGGUAAACUUACGUCUGUGCCUCGCUGUGAGGACGAUGAUGAAUGUAUGUCCAAACCAUGCCUGAACAACGCUACAUGCAUCAAUCAAGUGGGUGCAUUCCAAUGUCGCUGUAGAGCGGGUUUCACCGGUGAUAGAUGCCAGUCAUUGCUGGACUGCCCUGCUUUCCAGCGUCGUGAUAGCGGCGGAAUCUUCUGCGAGCCGUGCGCAUGCGAUCAACUAGGCUCGGAGUCGUGUGACAUGACAAACGGCACGUGCUACUGCAAGCCAAACAUUACGGGUAGUCUGUGCGAUCGCUGCAUUGACGACUACUACCAGCUUACGGGCAAGCUGAGUGGCUGUGCUGCCUGCUCCUGCGACUCUGCACGCACUGCCGUCGGCAACACCAGCUGUGACAGCAGGACGGGUAUCUGCAACUGUCUGCCGAACUUCAGCGGCCACCAGUGCCAGUACUGUUCGCUGGGCUACUUUGAUCUGAGUGCAGGCUGCCCGGCGUGCAGCUGUUCCGCCGAGGGCUCACUGCAUGCUGUGUGCGACCAGGCAAACAAUGGCCAGUGUGCGUGCAAGCCCGGCAGCAGCGGACUCGACUGUGCUCAGUGCCUGCCUGGAUUCUUCAAGCAGAACAGUACUUCCCAGUCGUGUGCUAAGUCCACAGACGGUCAGCCGUGUCAAGAUUGCCGUUGCUCUCCCGUUGGCUCUAAAAGCAGCGAGUGCAGCGUGACCAGCGGCGAAUGUUCGUGCCUACCUGGUUACACGGGACAGCGGUGUCAUGAGUGCACGGACGCCGCUCAAUACUACACCGAGCAAGCAGGCUGCCUAAACAUGAAUGAGUCUAUGCUGACACCGCUUGCGGAUACUCAGGUCAGCGGGGAUUCGUUCUCUCUCACCUACCCGGUGGUCUUUGGAUCCAGCUAUGCGGAGUACAGCAACGUUACGGUGUCGAGGAACGGAUUCAUGUCACUGGACGGAUCCACGGGCGGUUACAACCGUGUCGACCGUGUGGCCGACAGUAUUGCGCUUGUGGCACCGCUGUGGACUAACACUGCUACAGCCAGCCGGUGCAAUUCAGGUACGGUGACUAGCCAUGUUGUGAGCAACAGCACCGACUCAGCCACCUUCUCGCAGAUCCUUCAGGCAGUGAGGGCGUCCUCCAUUGGCAGUGAAGAGUUCACACCCAGCGAGGCGGUCGUCACCACCUGGCGUGAGAUGCGCGAGAAUGACACACACGACAGACGCAACACAUUCCAGGCAGCCAUCAUUGGUGACGAGUGUCAGACAUUCGCCCUGUUCUUCUACCCCAAGUAUGGUGUCAGCUGGCUGGGUAACCCCAAGGCUGUGGUGUCUGCAUGGCGUCCCGCGACUGGCAACAUCGAGCGCUACUUCAGCCCAGCCAGCGUAGCACGUCAGCUAGUCAUCAGGCUAACACCGGGCUGCAGCCAGCGUCUUCGCGGCAUCAAGAAAUGCCGUGCCCUUGUGGAGACUCCGUCCUACCUCCAGUCCACCGCCAAUCUCCUCCAGUGCCCGGCAGAGCAUGCAACGGCUUCUGUACUCGGCAUCUUUGAGCGACAGCCUGCAGUGUCUGGCAACUAUCUCUGCUACAGGUCAACCCCGGUCUCCAAUGGAUCACGCUACCAGGCUUCUUCGGUCUGCUGCUAUGGCAGUGACGGACUUCUGGUUGAUAGUGGUGCCCUUCAGGCAUACGAGACAUACCAAGUCACCGAUGCUUCCAUCCUGGCCUACUGCCAGCAGGGAGGCGUUCUGAACGAGUUCUUUGGCAAGCGCCGCUCGCCCAGAGCCACCACAAACAGAGUGGCGCUGUCUCAAGCUUCUGGAUUUGGUGACCCUCACUUGACCAACUUCAAGGGCGAGGACUUUGAUUUCCAUGGCAUUGGCGAGUAUCUGAUGGCAAGGUUUGCCACACCAGCAGCGUACAAUUUCUCCAUUUUCACCCGUCACGAAGUGGCGCCGGUUAAUGCACUCAACUUCACGUCUAUCACCCGCAUAGCCAUCAACCUCUGGAUCAGUAAGUUGCAGCAGAAUCUGAGCGUGGAGGUGUUUGCAUACAGCAACAACACCCUUGCCAUUGUCGGAGAUGAUCAGCUGGUGCAGAGUAUCCGCGCCGGCAACCAUACCUAUUUCAGACUGCACAGCGGCAGUCUUGUGAUGUCGUACGGCUCAAGCAGUGUGCAAGUCUCCGUUCAGCAAGCACCUGUCCUCUUCUUGGCCUUCCAAGUGGCGCAUGAUCCCUUCUCCACCGUGGAUGGUCUUCUCAACAUGUCUCGUCCCAGCGUUGAUCUGAGCAACUUGGCAAGUGUUCUGGCUGCAGCGGCAACUCUGCAAGUUCAGCCAGACCAUGAUGUGUUCACCUACGAUGACGCCACCACCUAUGCAACAUACAAUCCAGCUGGCGUGGUGCCCAACCAGGCUGUUGUCGACGUGCUGCACAUCAGCAGCGAGGCAAACGCCACUUGCAAUGGGGACUUCGCUUGCCUGGCCGACUUCAUCGCAACUGGCAGCACCACACUGGCCACAUCUACCCUCGUGACGAAGAAAGCUCUUCAGCAAUCCUCCAUUGCCGUGGCUCACAGUCCACCACUGAUAACAUUGUCUACUGAUGUCCUCAAUGCUAACUUCAAUGUAACCAGCAACGUGACUGUUCGUGCUGCUGCCGCGCUCACUCUUAACAUCUCGGUUAUCGAAGUGGCCACCUCCAGCGGGAUUGUCCCUGGUGAUCUGGUGUCGGCUUACUCCCCGCAGUCUGGAUUGGUGUUUAGCUGGACUCCCAGCCAGCGUCAGCCGAGCAGCAAUAUUGUGCUGCGCGUGCGUGCCGUUGACUCGGCCAACCAGGCAUCCAUCGUUACCGUGCCAAUCACCCUCUGCAGCUGUUUCGGAGAGUGCAGCGCUGCACCAGCCAUCACUGCUGUCUCAACACCCUUCACUCUACUUACAUGUACUGCAUGCUUGCCAGGUCAAACUGGCCGUAUUUGCGAGGGCGAUAUCGACGCUUGCCUGUCGCAGCCCUGCGGUGGACUGCGGCAAUGCUCGGACGAGCCCGCCCCGUCACUGGGCUACCGAUGCGGAGCAUGCGCAAGCGGUUUCCGCGACGGCGGUUCUUCCAACUUGUCCUGUGUGCCAAUGGACGAGUGCGCGGAGGGUGUUGCGGUGUGCGCACCCACAAUCAGCACUUGCCAGGAUCAGCUUGCCUCCUAUCACUGUCCUUGUGCAGUGGGAUAUACUGGUACUGGAAACAACAGCUGUGUCGAUGUGGACGAGUGUCAAGAUGCUCAGUUGAAUGACUGUGACCAUAAAUAUGCAACCUGCACCAACACCAGAGGAAGCUAUACGUGUGGUUGUAAGCGUGGAUUCCAGGGACCGGGUAUUAGCGCACAUGGAGGUUGCUAUGAUAUGAACCAGUGUUCAACAGGACAGCAUGACUGCGUGCCAGAGGCAGAGUGCUUGGACGACAACACUAUUGCUGGACAACACACAUGUACUUGCCCAGACAAGCAACUGCAGUCAUCGGACAGGAACUGCGAUGUGGCUCUGACAUCCCGUGUAUCCCCGGACACACCCGCUACUCAGAAGUUCCCAGUCGGCACUGCUAUCACCAUGACGUGCCUUUUCACCGGAUUUGCUCGCAAUGGCAUUUCCUGGACAUUGGCUUCCCGCUCCGUGCUUAAACGCUCGUCUGGCAUGUUCACUGUGGUGACUUCCGUCACUAACACCAGUGCAACAUCUACUCUUUCAUUCACUAUCGGUGCUAACAACCUGACCGGAGAGUACAGCUGCGUUGGUGGUAAUAGUCGUGGCAGCAGCACUCAGGCCUUCCUGCUUACCGUCACUCCAGAUGUAAGUGUAGCUUCCACCACCAUGGCACCUGCAAGCACAGCAGUACCCAGGAUCAAGGACAGCAGUACAAUCGACAUCAAGCCUACGCCCAAAGCAAACUAUGUAAGUGUAGCUCCCACCACCAUGGCCCCUGAAAACACCACCAUGGCCCCUGCAAACACUACAGUACCUGAAAGCACUGCAGUACCUGCUAGCACUGCAGUACCCAGGAGCGAGGACAGCAGUACAAUCACCAUCAAGCCUAAGGCCAAAGCUAAAUUACAAUCUCUGACGCUAAUGAUCACCAAUGCUACUUCGCUUUCCGUUGAGUCAACAUCAACCAGCUCGGCCGCCAUUGCCAGUGCAGGCGCGAAGAAGAAACGUAAGAGCACAGCAGCUCAGAAGAGUGGAGGCAACAACAACAGCAAAGACCGUACAACCUCCAGCAGCUCCACGAUCGUACGAUCAAGUUCAAACUCUGACCUCGAUGUAGAGGUUGAGGGCCUAUUGGCCGUAGAUCUACGUGCUGACCAGAGUCAGCGUGCCCCGGUCCCAGCCAAAACGAAAAUUCAAAUGCAGUCAAGUCGUGCUGACAGCAACAGAGUGCUGCAAUCUCUGACCAAAUUCGAAGACAUGUCAGAUUCAGAUGAUGGAUCGUGGCAGUUUGUCACUCCAAAGAAGCCUACGGAAAAGAACGGUGUAGUGUACGUGGGGCAGGCGAGUCGACGGAUGAAGGAUUGA